This is a messenger RNA of Taeniopygia guttata (zebra finch), 1641 nucleotides long. Lineage: Eukaryota; Metazoa; Chordata; Aves; Passeriformes; Estrildidae. The record is from RefSeq and is a predicted model, not a curated record.
CCCGAAUUUGCAGAGCAUCGGUCUCUGCAAAGGAUUCCUGAACAUGCAGAGCAUUGGUCUCUGCUACACAGUCCUGAAUUUCCUUUGAAGUUUCAUUGAGGCAUUGUCGUUUAUCUGGGAUAUCCUCCCUUCAAAAUGGAUUCCGGAUUCCGAGAAAAGAUCCUGAAACCCCGUCUGUGGUCGAGGGAAGCGCUGAAGUCUUUCAGUCUGCUUCCCUCUAAGUCCCUGUGGGAGAAGUUUUUCAACACGAAGAAGAAGGCCAGCACUGCGGAGAAUAUUGCGCCCAGAACUGGCCCAUUUCUAGACAUGAGUAAGACCGGUCCAAAGUUGUCGUCAGUUCCCCCGAAGCAGAACUUGCUUCAGAUUUCCCCACCAGAGGUGGUGUUUCGGGGCUUUGUCGCUCAUGAGGUCUCUGAAAUGGUGGUGUCUCUCGUGAAUAAGGACAAGUUGCCUGAGGUGGUGAAGAUCUCCAUGGAGAGCUCGCCUUACUUCCAGCUGGCGUGCUCCAACAACGCAUACCGUGUUGUGAUGCCGGGUGUGCCUGCCCAUGUGCGCAUCCGCUUCACCCCUGGCAAGGGCAAGGAUUAUUCCCACAAGCUCAUCUGCACCACUGCAAGGGAAAGGAUAGUCGUGCCAAUUCAGGCCAUUGGUGCCCCAGCUAUCCUGGAGUUCCCUGACCAGCUGGACUUCUCGGAGUGUCCGGUCAAGCACAGCAGCCAGAAGACUCUGCUGGUUCGUAAUGUCAGUAAGCGGGCAGCUCGUUACCAGCUGAGCACCCAGAGUCCUUUCUCCGUGGUUCCAGCCACGGGAACUGUGGGCGCUGGUGACACCGUGCAGGUGACAGUGGGAUUCCACGCGCUGAUGACCGGUGACUAUUCGGGGUCUCUGUGCUGCAACACAGGUGAAGAAAGUAGCCUCACAGAGCUCCACGCAGAAGCUGUAGAGCUCAACAUUGGGUUGAGCACAAAUUUCGUGGCGGUUGAGACGACGUUCAUCUCCAUGUCAAACCACAAAACCAUGUUCAUUGAGAACAGGAGUAACGUCACGGCCCACUUCCAGUGGAAGGCUUUUCCUACCGAGGAAGGAGAGAAUCGAGAGAAGAGGAGGCAGUGUCGUUUUCUGCGGCCGUGGUCAGAGAAGUCGCAGGAAAACUUAACGGAGGAGGAAACAUCAGAGUCAGAGAUGGGCUCUUGUGAAGAUCACACUGCCCGCCUGAGCAACAAGGUCCUGGCGGAGAUAGCAAAGGUGCAACAAGACCCCAUGCUGUUCUCCGAUGACAUUUUUUUCAUUGAGCCAGUGGAGGGAGAAAUUGGGCCGAAUAGUUCGGCUGAAAUCAAGGUGACCUUCAAACCCACAGAGGCACUGGAGUACCGAAGUGUGGCUUACUGCAACAUCUCAGGCUGUGAGAGCAGGCUGCCCCUGCGCCUCAGAGGGCACGGCAGAGGACCCCUGGUUGAACUGAACUGUCGCACACUGAACCUUGGGAACGUUUCUGUCAACACCCCCCACGUUCGUGAGGUGAGCAGCAGGACUUGGGAUGGAUCCUGAUGGCUCCUGAGGCAGCAGCAAGCCUGGUGGUGACUUACUAAAAUAUGAAUAUCGAUCUAAUAUCGAUAUCCAACUGAGAUGGACAAAAAUUCU